Messenger RNA from Westerdykella ornata, 1098 nucleotides. RefSeq lists its product as uncharacterized. The transcript has 5 exons. Lineage: Eukaryota; Fungi; Ascomycota; Dothideomycetes; Pleosporales; Sporormiaceae. Bases 1 to 1098 code for a protein of 365 amino acids. The record is from RefSeq and is a predicted model, not a curated record.
AUGGCCGCACCACCUCCAACCUUUUCCGACGAGUAUCUCGCCGAAUCAAGGGGACCGGUACUCCUCGCCAUUGCCGUCGUCUUCCCUUCCUUGGCCCUUUUGGUGGUCUUACUCCGACUGUACACCAGAAUCAGUAUCGUGAACAACGCGUCCAAGGAAGAUUGGGCAAUUCUGGCUGCUAUGGUCUUCAGCAUCGCAACAGCCGUAUGCCAAGGAUUCCAGGUAAUCAAUGGCAUGGGACGUCAUAUGCAGAGUAUUACCUUGGAACAAGGCAUAGCGGCCUUGAAGGCGCUUUGGGCCAGCAUCAUAACAUAUAACCUGGGGCUUUCGCUUACGAAAACCUCCAUUAUCCUACAGUAUCUGCGGAUCGCCGUCGACAAGAACAUGCGCAAGGUAUGCUGGCUGCUGCUAGGUUUUGUCCUUGCGGCCUGUGCCGAAACUUUCCUCACCGGUUUCGUGACUUGCAUCCCUCUUGCAAAAUUCUGGGAUGACCGAAUAUCUGGUCGAUGCCUCCCCAAAGCCACCCUUUGGUAUGUCAAUGCGGGAAUCAACAUCAUCCAAGACAUCUCGCUCGUCGUGCUACCCGUCUUUAUGCUGAGAAAACUCGCAAUGCAACGUCGCGAGAAGGUCAUCUUGAUUCUGAUUCUUGGCUUGGGAGGCUUCGCAAGUCUUGCCUCUAUCUUCCGUCUCCACGCUCUCUAUAGCCUUGCCGUAACCCGCGAUAUGACAUGGGACAACCCGGCGACAGCAUAUUGGUCAACCAUAGAGCUCAACGUUGGAAUCAUCUGCGCCUCGCUCCCCACACUGCGCGCGCUCUUUGCCAAAUAUGUCCCGUCCCUUUUCAACUCAUCCGUCAUCAGACGUAGGAACGUAAUGGGUGCCUAUCAAUACCACUCGGAAGGCAAAGGUGGAAGGCGCCGAGCCAGCAUGUCUAUGGAAGACGCCAUCCUUGAUGGAGGAAUCCAUGUGAAGAACGAGGUGGAGAUUGAUAUCGAGAACCGGAAAUCCUCGACGUUUCCGAGGAAUAACUCCGAUGGCAAUAUCUCGAACUUGACUCACCCAUCUGUUACUUCGCCUCCACAGCCGCAACUACGAUAA